Schistosoma bovis is the source of this 629-nucleotide messenger RNA. The record is from the annotation of a GenBank genome assembly. NCBI's taxonomy places the organism in Eukaryota, Metazoa, Platyhelminthes, Trematoda, Strigeidida, Schistosomatidae.
GAUAAAACAUUUCAAUGCACAAUUUUUCCGAAAUUUCUCCAUUUUUACUCAAAAUUCGAUCAUGUGUUUUUUUACCUCAAUGUGGUGGACGUUAUUUCCCUCCAGGAACACUUUAUCGUCCACAUCAUGAACGUUUUGAUGAGAAUUGUGAACGUAAACCACUGCCUCAUCCGGAAACUCCAAGGUUUCAAGAAAUUCCUGUAACAGAUCCUAGAAGUAAGGCGAAAAUUGCCGGUAAAAGACCAAUUCAUGUAAUUUGUGAACCUAACCAAGUUUAUUGGUGGUGUUCUUGUGGUCAUAGUAAACGUCAACCAUUCUGUGAUGGACAUCAUAUUCGGAUUUUAGGCUCAAAUCCAACCUUUAAAAUCAAUAAGCGAGAAUUCAAACCCAUUCGUUUAGUUUAUGAACAACCAUCUGAAGUAUGGUUUUGUACAUGUAAACAGACAUCAGAACCACCCUAUUGUGAUGGAAGCCAUAAUUGUGAAGAAGUACAGUCUAAAACUAAACACUAAUUAUUAUACUUUUUUUCUAUAAAGUUAGCGAUUGUAUAAAAAAUCACUUGUAUACACCUUUGUGUAAUAUAAUCUUAUGAGUAUAAUAUAUAAAAUUUGGUAUAGUCGUAUUGACUA